CGGGGCCGGUCGCCGGUCGCUGCCGUGGCCAUGGCCCAUCGCCCGUCGCCCGCCGCCCGCCCGCCGCCCGCCGCCAUGAGGCGCGGGGGCCCCGCCGCUAUCGCCGCUUGCCUCGCCGGGGCACUCGCCGUGCUGGCGGGGCCGGGGCCGGGCAGUGCCACCGGGACCGGCCGGCGGCCCCCCCGCAGCUACGGGCAUCUGGAGGGCGACGUGCGCUGGCGGCGGCUCUUCUCCGCCACCCGCUUCUUCCUGCGCAUCGACGGCGGCGGCGGCGUGGAGGGGACGCGCUGGAGGGAGCGGCCGGGCAGCAUCGUUGAGAUCCGGUCGGUGCGUGUUGGCGUCGUGGCCAUCCGGGCGGUGCACACCGGCUUCUACCUGGCCAUGAACAAGCGGGGGAGGCUCUACGGGUCGAAGGAGUUCAGCCCCAACUGCAAGUUCACGGAGCGCAUUGAAGAGAACGGCUACAACACCUACGCGUCGCUGCGCUGGCGGCACCGCGGCCGCCCCAUGUUCCUCUCGCUCAACAGCAAGGGCAGGCCCCAGCGAGGGGGCAAGACACGCCGGCAGCACCUCUCCACACACUUCCUCCCCAUGCUCGUCAGCUGAACGCCGUGGGCAGCUCCGGAUGGUUCUGUAGGGAAAAAGAAAAAAAAAAA
This is a messenger RNA of Oenanthe melanoleuca, 656 nucleotides long. It is a transcript of the gene FGF22, whose product is annotated as fibroblast growth factor 22. Lineage: Eukaryota; Metazoa; Chordata; Aves; Passeriformes; Muscicapidae. The record is from RefSeq and is a predicted model, not a curated record. The transcript has 3 exons. Gene Ontology annotation, cellular component: cytoplasm. Gene Ontology annotation, molecular function: growth factor activity; fibroblast growth factor receptor binding. Gene Ontology annotation, biological process: regulation of cell migration; fibroblast growth factor receptor signaling pathway; positive regulation of protein phosphorylation. Bases 31 to 606 code for a protein of 191 amino acids.